UUUCCUCCUUUGUGCCUCCAUUAAUGGAAGUUGAAGAAUUCCUUAACCUCUUUGAUUUUCACUGGUUUCAAUCCCAAAUACUCAAACCCAAACACCCCUUUUCUACAACCCCAAUUGUUGAACCCAUCAAACAAAUUCUUGAAGAAACCCCAAAACUUUCAAGAACUCCAACUUUUAUGGUCAGAUCUCAGAGUGACCACUGUUUGAUCUCUAAAGAUUACACCUUUGAUAGUAUUUCAGAGAAAUCACAAUCCCCAUCUCCAAAAUCUGUUCUUGAAGCUAAACUUCAGCCAAUUCUGUCUGGUAAAGAAUACAAUGAGCUCAAAUUUUCCCCUGAAGCAGCUGUUAAAAACAGAGCAAAUGUAAGAAGCAGAAAAAAGAGAAGUAAAAAUAGUAAAAGUUUAUCAGAGCUAGAAUUUGAGGAGCUAAAAGGGUUUAUGGAUCUUGGAUUUGAGUUUUCAGAUAAGGAUAAAGAUUCAAAUUUGGUGUCAAUAAUUCCUGGAUUGAAGAGAUUAGGAAUGGAAAAUGAAAGGGGUUUUGAUGAAAAUGAUGAAAGUGGAGUUUCAAGACCUCAUCUUUCAGAAGCAUGGGGUGUUUGGGAAGAAAAGAAAAAAAUGGAGGACUGGAAAAAGAAUGCAUUGAAAAGUUGGAAGAUUAAUUCAGAUUUUGGAAAUGAAAUGGAAAUUAAAGAUCAGUUGAAGUUUUGGGCUCAUACUGUUGCUUCUACGGUUAGAUAGUAACCAGAUAUGUCGGGUUCGAGUCUUGGAUACGAGAAAAGUUUUAAUUGAGUGUUACCCUUAAAAUAGGUUCUGUAAUGUGCGAUUUAAUGAGAGCGAACUCUAAUACGAGUAUCGAACUUCGAGUUGAAACCAAAAACCAAAAAAUAGUUUCAAGAAGAUGAGAUGGGAUUACUUUUUCUUUUGUUGAUCUAACUGUAAUAUAUUUGUAUGGCUAAAUUUCUCCACUUAAUCAUAGAAAGCUUUUUAUUUACUA
Molecule: messenger RNA, 993 nt
Organism: Solanum verrucosum
Lineage: Eukaryota; Viridiplantae; Streptophyta; Magnoliopsida; Solanales; Solanaceae
Exons: 1
Coding region: 24-737 (237 amino acids)
Source: RefSeq, a predicted model, not a curated record